Messenger RNA from Paramuricea clavata, 420 nucleotides. Lineage: Eukaryota; Metazoa; Cnidaria; Anthozoa; Malacalcyonacea; Plexauridae. The record is from the annotation of a GenBank genome assembly.
AUGUGCAGAGCUACAGUGGUACGGCGAAUCAGUGACAAAGCCAGUCUGGUGAAGAAAAAUUUAAAAGAAGCCAUGGAUAAAGUUGAACAUGUUGCAACAACUACGGAUUGCUGGAGUGCUCAUGGCCGUUCAUUCAUUGGUGUAACUGGACAUUGGAUUGAUCCCGAGACUUUGGAGAGAAAAAGUUGUGUUCUUGCUUGUCGGCGUCUCAAAGGUAAACACACAUAUGAUGUACUUGCUAGCCAGUUGGAAGACAUUCAUAUUGAAUUUGAAAUAAGAUCCAAAGUUUCUAAAACCACAACAGACAAUGGAUCAAACUUCGUAAAAGCCUUCUCUGUUUUUGCUGAACAAGAACAAGACAAUCAUGAUGAUCCAGAUAAAGAUGAAGAGUGUCAGUUUGAAGAUGUUUUUGAUGAUUAA